CCUCGACGCGCUCUUGCACACUCCCGUCGUCGCCGCUUGUCGUCGCCGCCGCAGCCGCCGCUGCUGCCUGUUCCUCUCCCUCGCGGCACCCUUCGGCACACGUUCGGCGCCUGCCUAGACCCUUACCUUUUCAUCUCCCCAUCACAUCACAUCUUCCCCGCUUGUCGCAUCGCACCACCCGCCCGCGGCACGUCCAGCCCCCAUCUAACCUCGCGCCUCUGGCAUCCUCCCACCCCCGCAUCGUCCAUCGCACGCUCUGACGCCUGCACCGCACGGUAGGCGCCGCCGACAUGGGCUUCAACACUCCCCUGCCGCUGUCACUGCGUGACGAGUGCAAGAAGGCAGCCAAGAUUGUGCGAUCGUUCAUCGAUGUGAACAACAAUGGCUUGGACAAGGUGAUUCCCCGCAGCGUUCUGGAAAAGGCGCACGGCUUUGCCAUCUUCACCGUGGCCAAGGCCGGUUUCUUAGUCUCGGCACGAGCAGGCUCUGGUCUUGUCAUUGCCAGGCUGGAUGAUGGCUCCUGGAGCCCACCGAGUGCCCUCGCCGUCGGAGGUAUGGGCUUUGGCGGCCAAGCCGGUGCCGAAGUGACCGACUUCCUGGUCGUGCUCAACUCGCGCUCAGCCGUCGCCAGCUUCAUGUCCGCCGGCAGUUUCACAUUAGGCGGCAACCUGUCCAUCGCGGUCGGACCCCUCGGUCGAAACGCCGAGGCCUCUGGCGCAGUCAACACAAAGGCCCAGCUCGCAGCAAUGUACUCGUACUCCAAGACCCGUGGCCUGUUUGGCGGCGUUUCAGUCGAAGGCAGCGUGAUUGCCGAGCGCCAGGACGCCAACCGCAUCGCCUACGGCGGCAACCCCACGGCCAAGCAGAUCCUCACGGGCCAGUUUGACCCCCCAGACUGGGCAUACCUCCUCAUCGACGUGCUCGACGACGCCACGACGCGCCCUGGGAUGGAGAACUGGGUCCAGGACGACCCAGAGGACGCCAAGGCCAUGGGCACGGGCUGGAACGCCAACGGCAGGAACGAGAAGAAGGGAUCGGGGUAUGCCUUUGGCGAGGGCGUCGGCGCCGGCGGCACGUCACCAGCGGGCGGUCGCAAGCGUUCUGGCUCGAUCAUGAGCCUCGGGUACAAGGACAAGUCGCAGCACGAGCAAGUGUUCCGCGAUAGCCGCACCGUCGACACGCGCUUUGUCGACCCGUACGACGACAACCCAUGGGACGGCAGCAAGCGCAGAGGGAGCAACAAUGGCAGCCCUCGCGGCAGUGGCAACGUCACGCCCGUCAUGGAGCAGGGCCGCCCUCCACCCAACCGCCCGUGGGAGGCCAAGAGAGCCAGCUCUUACAUCCCCUUCUCCUCGAGCAUGAACUUCAACCCGGCCAAGAAGGGCGAGCGUCGCAUGACUGGGCCUUCGAGCGAGACGUACAAUGCGUCGGACGGCCCCGGCGGCGUCACGCGAUCCCGCGCCAGCUCAAUCGCCCGACCCUAUGAGCAAAAGGCCACGCCGUCGCCCUUUGCCGACCUCGACUCGAUUGGCGGCCGCGCGCGGUCUGGCAGCACGCCAGUGCGCGGCUCGACCCCGGCCAGAGGCAGCCCCGAUCUCAUCGGCGACUGGAGCAGCCAGCGCCAGCAUUCGCCCGCCCGCUCCGACCGAGGCCAGUCGUCUGACCUCCUCGGCCAGUGGGAGAAUGGCACCAACGGUGUCACUGCCAGCUUUGCUCGCCUCAACACUGGCUCACCAGCGCGGGGCAACCGCUCACGCGCCAACUCGUCGCUCCAAAACUCUACCCUCCCCUUCCCCGACAUUGCCGAGGACAAGACGACGAGCAACUUUGCCGCGUCGCGGCGCGACUGGGAGGCGCCGUACGAGGCCCCCGAGGACAUUGUCGCUGCCACCAAGCGGCGGGAGCGCAACCGGCGCGUCUCCAAUCACGUCCCGUCGCGCUCGUCCGACGCCGAGGACCCGUUCUCGUCGUACGACGACAUGCCGUCCAGCCGCGACUUUUCGCCUCCCCGCCGCGCACCGGCGUCGUCGCGCAAGGAGUCGGCUGCGGACGAGGGCUACGCGCGCGCCGUCGCACUGUUCGACUUCCGCGGUGGCCAAUCUGGCGACCUCGCGUUCACCAAGGGCCAAGUCGUCGUCGUCCUCAACUCUGUCGGCGACGGCGAGUGGUGGACCGGACGCCAGCCCGGCGACUCGAAAGAGGGCAUCUUCCCCGCCAGCUACGUCGAGGUGCUCGAGAUUCCUGUUUCGCUCAAGUCGGACAUGACCAGGACCCUCUUGAAGUCGAGGGUGUUGGGUCUGGACGACUUUGACUAGACGCGGCCAGGUGCCCGGAUUGAUUUUUGAUUGUAUCGAGUGUAUGGAUCUGUUGCCAG
Messenger RNA from Vanrija pseudolonga, 2374 nucleotides. RefSeq names its product SH3 domain-containing protein. Lineage: Eukaryota; Fungi; Basidiomycota; Tremellomycetes; Trichosporonales; Trichosporonaceae. Gene Ontology annotation, biological process: actin filament bundle assembly; actin cortical patch localization; regulation of ruffle assembly. Gene Ontology annotation, cellular component: actin cortical patch; ruffle membrane. The transcript has 7 exons. Gene Ontology annotation, molecular function: phosphatidylinositol binding; actin filament binding. The record is from RefSeq and is a predicted model, not a curated record. The coding region runs from base 291 to 2315 and encodes 674 amino acids.